Molecule: messenger RNA, 834 nt
Organism: Penicillium brasilianum
Lineage: Eukaryota; Fungi; Ascomycota; Eurotiomycetes; Eurotiales; Aspergillaceae
Source: the annotation of a GenBank genome assembly
AUGCUGCCUCUUUGCGGGAACCCAAAAGAACCUCCUCGACAGCGUAAACCUACUCACAGUACGUCCCUAAAUGCAUCCACAUCUCUAUCCACACCUCUAUCUAUGCCUACCUACACCAGACGCUACACUCGAAUAACAACCAAAACUGACAACCUCAACUUCUACCAGCUCUACACACCCGAAGGAUCCUCCCCCACUGCAUCAACAUCCACAUCAAUAUCCCCAGCCCACACCUUCUACUCCGUCCACGUAAUGUCCUACUGCCAAGGAACCCUCGGCCCCGUCCCCGCCGGCGCAACGGACCUCUACUCCUCCCGCAACGUUACGGACUGCUCCAACAGGACGAUUCUCUUCGCCUUCAAUCCGACAGCAGCCUGGCCGACGGAGAUCACGCAUGGACCCGCGUUGGAGUGGCCGCGGGUGAUCAGCGAUGAUUUCCAUGCGUUUCAGAUGACCAGUCGGGCGAUGGCGGUGUUGUAUAUUAUUGGUGUCGGGGCUGUAGGGACGGUGUUGUUGGUCAAGGGAGUUUCGGUGGCGAUGCCCAAGACUCAGUACGGUCUCUUGGAGUUUGGGUUUUUGGUGCUCGGCUCCCUGAGUAUAAGCAUCGCAUCAAUCAUCGCCACGGUCCUUGCUUUUGAAUUCGUGGCACUCAUCAACGCACACGGCGAUGGAUCCUAUGUCUCCGCCCGCUACGGUGAUAAAUUCCUCGGAAUGACCUGGGCAUCGACAGGACUGUUGUUGGUGGGCACUUUGGCCAGUUUCAUGAACGUGUUUAUUCGGGGCGCGUAUGUACCGGAGGCACCCGUGCUAGCAAAGGAUGAGGAGGAGGGUUGA